UUUCAACUCAGUUACAAACACGUUAAGUUAAAAAUAGAGGCCAAGUAAUGAUAAAUCUGUGUCAAAAAUUAACUGGCUUGUGUGAAACCGGAGUUGUCAAAAAGCUGUCAGCUAUAUUAUUUCAUUUCGCGAAACUACUCGCUUAACUCAUCUAGUUAAAAAUAUAUUGAAUAUUGUGAAACGUGUAUUAGAGUCCAGGGCGGGUAAUAAGUGGCAGUGUGAAUUUUCACGAUUUUCACUUCGGUGUCGGCAACGUAGUGAAGGAAUAAUUAUAUUGAGUAAAUGAACCAUUGGCAAUGUAUUUGAUUAUGGUUACGUUAAAUGUGUAAUAUAAGUAAAGUAUCAUUGAUUCUUGGUCUCUUUUGUUAAGUUCGCACCUGUUGUGGGCUUCAUUGUUCGUGGACAAAAUAUGUUGAUUUUGAAAGUGUGAUAAUACAUUAAUCGUUACCAUCAAGAAAUUUAAUUUAGGCGUUAUAAUCUCGUCUCUAAGUUCGUAUUUUUAGCGAAUUUCAAAUUAUUAUGUAAGCUUGAAUAUUUUUUAAAUGGAAGUGCUAACGCGAGUACAUUAACAACAUUCGACGAAUGCAAUGUUUUAUCCUUAUUAAAUCUGAAAAGCAAUGGAAAAAUUUUGUUCGAAUAAACAAAUCCGGACAGAUUCAAAAACCGAGUGUAACCAACAACUGAAAGAAAACCUCAGUUCAACCAUGACCACUCCAGCAGUGCCAGAUGAACUACCAGAAAAGUUGAAGGAGAGCUUUUCUGAGAAUACUAUGCCAGAUGGCAACUUGACACUCAGUAUACUGGAUGAACUUGGAAGUAGUCAUUUAUCAGAUUCAAGUAUUGACUUGCAGUUAAGAUUUCAACGGCUAUUAGCUGAAAGUGCUUUGGAAAAUUCUGCUUUUGAGAUCUCCAGGAAUCCGGCAGAAACGACUCGAAAUGAAUUCACUUUAGGCACAUCCACACCACGUUUCAGCCAAAGCAAUGCCAGUUUAUUUGGUGAAUCAAAUAAACAAAAAACAGAAGAAUUUGAAGCUCUUUUUAAAAAAUAUUAUUCUGAAGACUUUGUUCCAGCAGAGAACGCUGCUGAGAGGCUUCUUGCAGAUGAAAAAGCUUGGAAAAAGGAAUUUGGGUUCAUCCCACCAGGGCACCAGGAGAAGCUUGAAUUGUCUUGUUUUUCUGGCAUAAUUGGUGAUGCAGAAAUAUCAUUGAAAUCAGUUGUUGGAACUCAAAAAACCCAGAAAAACAAAGUUACUCCUGAAGAAUAUUUUAAUUUGAAGACUGAUAAAAUGGGUAGUUUAGACACUAUCCUUAGUAGUAAAGAGAGGCCCAACUUUGGUCAGGAUAUUGAAAGUCCAAAUGUCAAUCGUGCGAGAAUUGCAUUUGUUGAUCCCACUACACAGGAGGUGCCUGAGAAACUUGUUUCUAAUUUGGAAGUAUCAACCAGUGAAGUUCCGGGUGAAUGCUCAGUAGAAGAAGUUGAAGCCAGUUGCGAAUUUAAUGUCACACCUAAUGAGAAAAGCUGUAGCACCUUGAGUGUCACUGGUAUUGAAGAGAUUCUAUCCAAGCAUCUUCAGGAUACUCCCGGCACAAUAGCAAGAAGUAUUUUGAAUCCAAAAAAUAAAACAAAAUCCACUUUUACUCAGGAUAUUUCAUCACUCGCUCCAAGUGAACAGUUGUCUGAUUUUUUGGAUAAUCAUGCAGAAAAGACUCUUAGUGAGCAGUCAGAUCGGAUCCAAGUAGAAAUGUCGCAGACAGAGUAUGAUGCAUAUGUUGGUUGUGAGACAUCAGCAGUAUUUCAAAUUCAGAGCAAAAGCAGCAGGUGGUUGAAGUGCAAACUGUCUGUCCACAAAAUAGUUUAUAAUAAUGCUAUUGAUACUGCUGUAGAGAAGGAAUUGUCUUCCAAUAUGCAGUUGCCAGAUGUGACAUUAGUUGGCCCUGGUCAGAAAACUACACGAACCAUAAUCAUGACACCAACACUUCCUGGGAACUUCGAAAUAUAUGUAAAUGUGAGUGCUGAAGAUGCUGUGACACAAUUAUGUAAAAACUGCAUUGUGAAAUUUCAGAUGUUUUCCAAAAUGCCAAAGGUCGAAGUACGUGAGAAAGGAGUGCCUGUCAACAUAGUGGAUUUUGGAACCCUGGCUGAGAGUUGCCGGCAGUUGAUUAGUUUGGAAAUAAUGAAUUAUUCUGAUGUCAAUUUACCUUUAACUCUUAAUUUAGAAGAGGUAUCUAGCACUCAACAUACAUUUACUUUGUGUCAAAGCGAUAAUGAUAAUUCGGUCAACAAAUGCUUGAAAGUGGACGUGGCCUUCAAAGCCCCACUCAUUGAAAAUCGCACAAGUACUCAGGGUGGAUUUGUAUACUAUUCAGCAUAUCUUAAUAUUGCAACUACCAUUUCGUCCAGUGCUAAAACAUGUCUGUUGAAGAAGCUGAAACUAAAAGGCUGUGUUGGUAUCACACAGCUAUUGUUCAAUUUCAAAUCACCUGUGGAAAUAUCUUCACCAGGACCAGGCGUUUCGAAAUCUGUGGCACUAUCUAUGAAAAAUGGCGGAGUUGUGCCUCUUGACUUAAAGCUAACUGUUGUUGACUCUGAUACGUGGCAGGCUCAAGCAAGCAAUGUUAUUACUGUAAGCAAUUCAACACCAAGUAUCCUUCCAGGAAAAGAAACUCGUUUAAGUUUGACUUUCACUCCAUCCUGGGUAUUUGAAGAACAAAUUAAGAGGAAACUCAUGAUACAUGUUACUCCUGGUGGCAACCUGUUUGAAGUUGAAAUCCAAGCCCACAUUAAAAACGAUGAAAGGAGUCAGAUCAAAGAGAGACUUUCCUGUCAUUCGUCGGGUUCAUCUCAAAGUGUUGGUUCUGUGUCAGCUUCCUCAUCCAGGAGCAUCACUGGCAUGCCUGUGCAAACAACUCACAAGUAUUUAGUGUGGAACACUGUACCUGUGGGAAAAAUUGAAAUGCAGUCGUGUCGCCUACGAAAUGAUUGGGCUUCCACCGUCAAGAUUCGUCUCUCCCUUGUUGAUGGUAGUCAUGGAUUCUGGCUAUUGAAUGAAAAUGGAGAGCAUGUACUUGAACGCAAAAUGAGAUUACAUGCAAAGGAAUGUGUUCCAGUGAACGUUAUAUUUUCUCCUACAAAAGUUGGUGUGGCCUAUGGAAAAAUUUUAGUUCACGAAGCAAAACAAACCGGAUGUUCAGAGAGAUUUGCAAUUCCGUUAUUUGGUUACUGUGGUACCUUUAAUAUGAGCAUUAGAAAUGUAUCUAAGGAUAAAUCUGGAAAUAUGUGGAUAAAUCUUGGGCCUCUAGACAGUAACUUGCAUACUCAAUUCACUGUCUUCAAUAAAGGAAACUUGGACUCUUUCAUUUAUGUGAAUUAUGUUCCAAAAGGAGUUGGAGCGUUAUUACAAGGUGUCAGUGUUUCAAUAAAACCAUCAAAAGCUGUAAUUGCAGCAGGAUCAAAUGAGAUAAUUAAAAUUUCUUUUGCUCUUCAAAAUGAUGUAUCAUUCAUCGUUAAAGAUGGGCGAGAUAUGUUGGAGUUGGGUAAUCUCUAUAUCACUUGUGGUGAUGAACCAACUCGGCAGAGAAUUCGCAGAAUCAGAGAGAGGCAACCAGGAAAUCCUACAUUAAAUAGAAUAUUGAAUUUGGAAAACAUUUGUUCUCCUUUUUCUGGAGAAACUUGCAUUUCUGAGCUUAGCGUACUUAAUGAUCCUGAGAAUGCUCUGCGAUCUUUGUGCCGUACCUUUCAGCAACAUGAAAUAGCACUGACUGUGGAAUGUAUGGAUGAUAGUGUUCAAGAGACUAGUGGCAAAGAAGUAUCUUCAUGGACCAUCACACCUUCUACUCUAACUCUGCUAGUUCCACGCUUUGCUAGUGGGUGCAUCACCAUUGCCAGCACUAAUGAAGAUGACCAGAUGUUUGAAAUUAGCAGCUCUGAAGAGUUCCUGUCUAUUGAACCAUCAUCUGGUAUCAUUCCAGGAAUGGGAGAAGUUGUUGUUGUAGUGACAUGCAAUGUGACUUCUAUUCCUAAAACUAACAUUAAAUGCUGUCUGAAAGUCUACUUGGAAAAUGAUAUGAAGCUAGUAAUUGUUCAUAUCAAACCUCUACCAGAAAAAACGUCUCAGGAAAAUCAGUUAAUUGAAAGUGAUUCAGAAGUGUCACAGAAAGAUAGUUCCUCAGAAAAAAUAGCAAAAAACAAAGCUAACAGGCAAAAAUCUGUUCAGAUGCCACAUUCUGCAACCUACAUGAAAACAUAACAGUAAUAUAAUGGGGCUGUUGGGACCAUACAAUGUAUAUCUAACCCAGUAUGUGUUAAAUUUUUAAAAUAUUGAAGAAAAAUACUCCACCCUAAUCGGAAUUAAAGAUUAAAAUUUUUUUAAAAAUGAAUUGGAGAAAGAUUCUGAAUGUAAAUGUGUUGCUUUCAUUCUUCACGAGUUUUGUUGAAGCAUAAAUGGUGAUGUUUUUUAAUAAGGAGUAACUCCUCUAAACUAUUUUAAUGGAUGCUCUUGUUGUAAAAUAUUUAAUAAAUUAUAAACAAAAUGUAACCG
Messenger RNA from Gryllus bimaculatus (two-spotted cricket), 4538 nucleotides. The record is from the annotation of a GenBank genome assembly. NCBI's taxonomy places the organism in Eukaryota, Metazoa, Arthropoda, Insecta, Orthoptera, Gryllidae.